AUGCUAGUUGAGAAAAGCAUAAAUAUCGGAGCCAAUUUGACUGAUGAAGUCUUUGACGGAAGAUAUAAUGGGACGAGGAAGCAUGACUCAGAUAGACAACAAGUUUUAGAUAAGGCAUGGAAUAUUGGAGUUGAAAAAAUCAUCUUGACUGUUGGAUCGAUUCUGGAAUGUGCACCAGCAUUUAAAAUUGUUGAUAAUGACGAUCGAUUGUUCUGUACUGUUGGAUGUCAUCCAACAAGAUGUGGUGAAUUCCUGCUUGAUUUGGAAUAUUUUAACAAGCUAGAUCAACACAUUGAAGAGAAUAAAAGCAAGGUUGUUGCUAUUGGAGAAAUUGGCUUGGAUUAUGACAGGCUCCAUUUCUGCGAACCAGAUAUUCAAAAGAAAUAUUUUGAGAAGCAAUUAGAACUCGCUGAUAAAUAUGAUCUGCCAUUAUUUCUUCAUUGCCGUAACGCACACGAUGAUUUCAUCAGCAUAAUUGAGAGAAAUAAAAGUAAGAUUAGACGUGGCGGUGUUGUUCAUACUUAUGAUGGAAGCUUAGAGCAUGCAAAGAUUUUAAUCUCAAUGGGAUUUUAUAUUGGACUCAAUGGCUGCUCAUUAAAAUCUGAAGCGAAUUUGGAAGUUGUUAAGGAAUUGCCAAAUGACAAAAUUAUGUUGGAGACUGAUAGUCCUUGGUGUGAAAUAAGACAAUCCCAUGCUUCAAGUAAAUUUAUCAAGACUAAGUUUGAAACUGUCAAAAAACAAAAUAAGCAAAAAUGGCAAAAGGAUGUCUUGGUUGUUGGAAGGAAUGAGCCAUGUACAAUUGUUCAAGUACUUGAAGUUAUUGCUGGCGUUAAAGGUGAAGACGCUGAGAAGCUUAGCGAGAUUUUCUAUAAUAAUACAAUGAAAGUAUUCUUCUCUGAUUAA
This is a messenger RNA of Chironomus riparius, 903 nucleotides long. NCBI's taxonomy places the organism in Eukaryota, Metazoa, Arthropoda, Insecta, Diptera, Chironomidae. The record is from the annotation of a GenBank genome assembly.